Molecule: messenger RNA, 578 nt
Organism: Chelonus insularis
Lineage: Eukaryota; Metazoa; Arthropoda; Insecta; Hymenoptera; Braconidae
Gene: mRpS33
Product: mitochondrial ribosomal protein S33
Exons: 2
Coding region: 173-517 (114 amino acids)
Cellular component (GO): mitochondrion
Source: RefSeq, a predicted model, not a curated record
UAUGGUUAUGUUAUUCAAAAUUUCUUAUUAAUCCAAGUAUUUAAUUAAAAACAUUGGAAAUAAUUAAUUUUAUAGAUUAAUAAUUCAAUGUAUGAGUAAAUUAAUUGAUUAUAUCGUCUUGGCUACUGAAUUUUUGGACUGACACUAACUAACUAAAUUUAUACAAAUAAUAAUGUCUAAAUACGUCAAUCUUGCAAAUAUGAAUACUGGCUAUGCCAAAAGAAUGAAUCGAUUAAGUGCUCGAAUAUUUGGUGAGCCAUUAAGACCAACACAUAAUCGAUCAAUGAAAGUUGUUAAAAUAUUCAGUGAAAUGCCAGCUGAUAGAUGUCCAGAAAUAACAUCUUACUAUCCUCGACAUCCAGAGAUUGGAUGGUUAAUGAGGUGUUUAAGGCUUUAUGGACUCUACAGAGAUGAACAUGAAGAUUUCAAUGAAGAAAUCGAAAGAUUGAGAGUUCUACGAGGUAAAAAACCUCGACAUGGUUAUCAAGGGAAGAAAGAUAAAAAAGAGGCAAAGUAGAACUGUGUUGACAAUUAUUACUUUAUUAAUACAAUAAAUGAUAUUUAUCACACUAAUAAUA